Messenger RNA from Meloidogyne enterolobii, 530 nucleotides. Lineage: Eukaryota; Metazoa; Nematoda; Chromadorea; Rhabditida; Meloidogynidae. The record is from the annotation of a GenBank genome assembly.
UUUUCUAGUUUACAGAUCAGAAAAUUCUUUUUUUUUAAUGGGAAAACAGACAGAAAUUAAACAAAGUCCAAGUAGUAUUCACGUAAAAUCUGAACAAUUUCAACGUCGUUUGUCGCUAAGAAAACGUCCGGCACCUAAAAUUGAAGAAGAAAUUGUUGAGGAUAUUGUUGUGGAUGAUGGACCAGUCGUUAUGCCUGAAACACACCACAAUGAAGAAACUGUUGAAGAAAAGAAGGAAGAAAUUGAAUUUGUUAAAGGAUGUACGAAUAGAGGAUUUGUUUGUAUUUGGCAUAAAGGUUAUCGUUACGUCAAAAAUCGAGACGUUAAAGUCAGACAUUACAAUACAUAUUGGCGUUGUAGUAGCAAAAGAUGUCAAGCCAAGGCAUUUGCAUAUGAGACAGAAGAUGGGAAAUUAAUGGGAGAAUUGAAAAAUAUGCAUAAUCAUUUGCCUCAACCAGAGAAAAGAUUGGCAGAAAUUAAAAGGCAAGAACUAAAACAACGAGCAAGAGAAGAGCCUUCUUUAAGGCGUG